Messenger RNA from Metarhizium robertsii ARSEF 23, 879 nucleotides. Its product is annotated as pathway-specific regulatory protein. The record is from RefSeq and is a predicted model, not a curated record. NCBI's taxonomy places the organism in Eukaryota, Fungi, Ascomycota, Sordariomycetes, Hypocreales, Clavicipitaceae. The transcript has 2 exons. The coding region runs from base 1 to 879 and encodes 292 amino acids.
AUGCGAAAAAUUCGACUUCGGCAAGCGUUGGCUCUGGCUACACGGCUCCAGAGGACGCCGCCGCUAGGGCAGCCUCCGGCCUGCGUCAUCCCUUGGCAUCUCGGCUCGUGGAUGUACUCCGUACGGAGUAGGUGGAUUGAAGACGCAAGGCCUCGAUGGCGAUCAACUGUGGCACCCACCCAUCUCCAGAUUGACACCUCACCACUCACACUACAGCGCAGAUUGGCACGCCACCGGUUGAUCAAUGAUACCAAGCCACCCAUGGGUCGCGGUUUGCAGGGUCUUCUUAGUUGGGACCAGGGCCUCAGCAGCCUCGAAAUUCUUGGCCUCCAGUCGUGGCCUGCCAGUCCACCGGUAUCAUUCGGCGCUUGGGGGCACCGGCAUCUUCCUCUGCCGACUCGACUCGACUCGACGCGACGUGCGCUGUUGGUCCUGCCCAUUGUAAACCUCUCGACCCGUCAGCUACUGGAGCCACCUUUUUCCCUUUCCCUUCUGCUUUCUGGUGAAGUCUGGGGCUUCAACCGCAGCCUUGCCCUUGUACGACAAGUCCCGUGCUUGUUCCAGGUCAAGCCUCACAAGCCUCGUGCUCGGUGUGCCGAGUUCGCCUUUGCUUUCUCGCUUCACCAACAGGAACGAACAACGCCGCUCUCCGAACCCGCAUACGGCCUCCUGCGCUUGAGCACCCCAGAGGCGCCUGUUCUCGACCAGACCCUCGUUCCUGUUUUUGAUCCCUGUCCGUUGACAGAUUUCCUUGUCCACUUGAGAGCCCAGUCCCACGGGUCCAACCCGCCCAAAGUGUCCAACAGGGCUCUCUCCGAGAACCACUUGGGCUUGAACACCCCUGCUGCAUCUUUGCAGCUUGGCUCUGUCAUUUUUUGA